AGAUUUUUAAAUCGGCUCUCUGCGGCUUCGCGCUCGGUGUUCCUUCACGCCAACUGCGCGAUGAUGUCUGGAGCUUCUCCGCGCUUCAUGGCCGCUGCUGGGCUUGCGGCUCUCGCCGCGCGCGUUCUGCUGCCGGUGGCGUUUGCGCCCGUCGGGGGGCUCUUCUCCACCCAGGCGGCGGCCUCGCGCACGGCCUCCUUCGGAGCACCGCGCGCGGCACCGACCGAGGGCGGCUCCACCGCCACCGCCUCAGCCUCCCUCGCGGGCGCCGUGGCCGUCGGCGUGGCGAUGGGAGCCGCCGCGAGCUUGGCCCAGAGGAGAACAGCAGCGCCGUGGCCCGCCGCACCCACGCCGUGAAGAUCUACGACACGUGCAUUGGUUGCACGCUCUGCGUGCGCGCGUGCCCGGUGGACGUGCUCGAGAUGGUGCCCGCCACCGUCAACGCCGCCAAGCAGGUGGCUUCCUCUCCCCGCGUGGAGGAGACUGCGUCGGCUGCAAGCGUUGUGAGACUGCCUGCCCCACCGACUUCCUCAGCAUCCGCGUCUACAUGCAGGAGACGAGCAGGAGACGCAGUACAGUCUUGCCCUGGACGUGGGCGACUGGACCAACUGAGCCACGCCACUAGGUAGCCGUGGGUGACGCCAGAAGGCUAUGCUAGCAAGGGCUAGUCUUGGACGACUGUUUUCCUCCGUUCUGUUUUGACCUACUUCUUCCUCUGCUUCUGCUCCUCUGUGUUCUUCUUUCUUUCCCCUGGAGCCCAGGUCAUCAGGAUGACGGCCCCAUAUUAGAUUGCACGAGCUGUCAAUAGUUGGGCCAGCGCCUGGACAGCCUCAUCCAAAACGAUGGCUCCCGCGAGAAAUCACACGAGAGGGGCGGACGCACACGUCCACGCCAGCAGCACAAAACGCGGUGAGCUUUGAUUUGCCGCGAUCGUUUCUCUGACUGUGUUCCUGACUGUGUGCCGCAUUUGAUGUGACUGUGCUCCUCUGCCCUCCGGUGGAGUUGUCCUUGGUACAGCACGGGGUGUUGGCUGACUUUCCUUACAAGUAGUGCAGGCCGCUGGCGGAAAGUGCGCCCUGCACCUCGGAUUCUCGACAGAUUCUGGGGCUGCCCACCCCGUCCGCUCUCUC
Messenger RNA from Prorocentrum cordatum, 1130 nucleotides. The record is from the annotation of a GenBank genome assembly. NCBI's taxonomy places the organism in Eukaryota, Dinophyceae, Prorocentrales, Prorocentraceae.